Messenger RNA from Artibeus jamaicensis (Jamaican fruit-eating bat), 2874 nucleotides. RefSeq names its product GTP cyclohydrolase 1 (gene GCH1). Gene Ontology annotation, molecular function: GTP binding; zinc ion binding; GTP cyclohydrolase I activity. Gene Ontology annotation, biological process: tetrahydrobiopterin biosynthetic process; tetrahydrofolate biosynthetic process. The record is from RefSeq and is a predicted model, not a curated record. The coding region runs from base 151 to 900 and encodes 249 amino acids. Gene Ontology annotation, cellular component: cytoplasm. Lineage: Eukaryota; Metazoa; Chordata; Mammalia; Chiroptera; Phyllostomidae. The transcript is spliced from 6 exons.
AGCUCCCGCGGUCCCAGUCACAUUUCGCCCUCCGGUCGCCCACCUUCCUCUGUUGUCUCCUGCCACAGCCCAUUGCCCGCGGCGUCCAGCGAAGUUUAAUCGCAGCCCCUGAAACGUGCCUAGGUCCUGCCCAGUGGCUGCGGCGGGUCCAUGGAGAAGGGCCCGGUGCGAGCGCCGGCGCAGCCGCGGGACCCCAGGUACAGCAAUGGGUGCCUGGAGGGGGAGCCGCCGCGGCCCGGGCCGAGCCGACCCGCGGAGAAGUCGCCGCGGCCGGAGACCAAGAGAGCCCAGCUGGCGGACAGCUGGAAGGGCGAGCGGCCCCGCAGCGAGGAGGAUAACGAGCUGAACCUCACCAGCCUGGCAGCCGCCUACUCGUCUAUCCUGCGCUCGCUGGGUGAAGACCCCCAGCGACAGGGGCUGCUCAAGACGCCCUGGAGGGCGGCCACGGCCAUGCAGUUCUUCACCAAGGGCUACCAGGAGACCAUCUCAGAUGUCCUAAAUGAUGCUAUAUUUGAUGAAGACCACGACGAGAUGGUGAUCGUGAAGGACAUAGACAUGUUUUCCAUGUGCGAACAUCAUCUAGUUCCAUUUGUUGGAAAGGUCCAUAUCGGCUACCUUCCUAACAAGCAAGUCCUUGGCCUCAGCAAACUUGCGAGGAUUGUAGAAAUCUAUAGUAGAAGAUUACAAGUUCAGGAGCGCCUGACGAAACAAAUUGCCAUAGCAAUCACAGAAGCCUUGCGACCCGCUGGAGUUGGGGUGGUGGUGGAAGCAACACACAUGUGCAUGGUCAUGCGAGGGGUACAGAAAAUGAACAGCAAGACUGUGACCAGCACGAUGUUGGGUGUGUUCCGGGAAGACCCAAAGACACGCGAAGAGUUCCUCACUCUCAUUAGGAGCUGAGCUUUCAGCACGUGCUGUGUGCUUUGCAGACCGUGCCUCUAACAGUAGCAUCAGUUGUCUGGUCUUAAUUGUUUGUACAAUUCCCUUCUCAGUUGUAAGAUGUGAAACUUACUCCUUGUCACUAAUUGUAUUUCAUAAUUAUUUAUCGCAGGUUAAAUAACAAUAACUUUAGUAAAGGGGUAGGUGCUCUAUUCUCUUCUAGCCACCACUGAGUGGCAACGUUCAAGCACACUGCCGAUAGUGUUAAGCUGUAUGUGUACUCCCCCUGCCGUUCUGACAACCUGAGGGUGCUGGGGAGGGAGAAGAACUCACGUACUUUGUUCAAAUAGUACGGUGAUUUGGUUGAUAAGCAUAGGGGUGUUGGGAAUGGGAGGAAAUAUGGCCAAUAUUCUGCUUUUUCCACUCCCCAAACAAAAAUGGUAUAGAGCUUAAAAUAAUUUAUUGUAUAGUGUGCAGCAUCGCUCUGCAAAUUCAAAGUCCAACAGGCUCCACUUUAAUCAUGUUUAUUAAACUGCCCGUAACGCUUUAUUUUUUAAAUAUUUAUUUUUUAACUGUCUAGUUGUAACGUUAAUCACCAAGGGAAGGUAAUGAAAUACCUAUGUUUUUGAUUUUAUAGUGAGUUAAAAAGUCACAUUUCUACCUUCUAUUCUUUUUAAAAUUCCAGGGAAUUAGUUCCUGGAGUUGUUUACGAGUGUAUUCUCAUGUCAACAUACAGGGAUUUAGACAUUUAACUCUCUGUGCCUUGAUGAGAAUAUCACACCAUUUAGAGUGUAGGUACCUUUGCCUUCAUUUAAAAGCCAUUAUUUUAUGAGACUUAGUACUGACAUGGAACAUAAAUAGUGCUCAGAGUUCCUUUUGAAGUUUCUUGGGAGCUUACUGUGUGUGUUUCUUGCAGAUGCCUCAAAACUUUUAAAAAAUCUUAUCAGUAGUAUUUCCAGAUAUUCCAGAAACUGUCGAGUGCUCAUGACUUUCAGGUCUGCGGGGCUAUUGCUUCCAUGGCCUUGGAAGGAUGUAGAAGGAGCUCACUGUGGACCGCACUAUGAGCUACGUCUGUCCAAUGUCUACUGACAUUGUGUUGUUGGUGUCUGUGCAGGUGGCCCGUAAUCUUCAGGGAUUACUGGGGAAUACCAGAAGCUCCCGUCCUGGUUUUCCUUGUGGUCCAUGGGACCUGGUCUGCGGUGUUAUCUGUUUAAGCAGGCGAGGUCUUUCAGUCCAGGAAGCUGUUGCCUUAUUAAUGAUUCUCUUAAAAUUUCCUCUACUGGGGCGGUGUGGGCCAAAUUAAAACAAAAUAACCAAACACCCCUGCAAAAACACAAACAUGAUUUUUCAUGGAGAAGCCUCUUGUUUGGGCUGACAAUACUCCAUUACCUGAAGAAGAGUUAAGUACAGCGCUUUCUUUAACUCUGGUAGACCCGUCUCUGCCACUCAGAUGUAUUUUGUUUGGCUUAUGAUGAGGCUAAAUGGCAGAGAUUCUUUUUUUAAACAUUCCUUACUUCCAUUUUCUGCAUUUUUCUAUAUUUGGAUUUUCUAAAGUACAGUGAUGGUUGAUUUUGAGUUCCUUUUAAAAUCAAAGCUAGUAUAAGCAUUAUCCUGCUUAAUAUUUAGACAUUUAGAGGUAGACUUAAGCACUCAACUCAUGUUUGGUAUUUUAAAGUAAAAGCAGGUGUGACUUGGAGGACCAAAGAAAUUGUUAGUAUAAAUUUAUCUUUCUGAGACAAAUUGUAUUCCUUUUUAAAAUGAUUCUUUAACAUUCCCUAGAAGUGUUCUCAUAAAAGUCUAAUGUAUUCACAGGCUGUUGUUUUACUGGUAAAUGCAAAGUAAUUACCUUGUCUGUUUUACUCUGGUCUGUAGUACUUCAAAAUGACCUUUUCAUAUCCAUGAACUUGAGUCCGUUUUGGGGACUUUUAACACUGUGCAAUUAAAUUGUCUAAAUUUUAUGUAUGUGUAUGUUCCUAAAGUUAAUUCUAUUUAAAU